Phalaenopsis equestris is the source of this 3036-nucleotide messenger RNA. RefSeq names its product peptidyl serine alpha-galactosyltransferase. The transcript has 9 exons. The coding region runs from base 354 to 2771 and encodes 805 amino acids. The record is from RefSeq and is a predicted model, not a curated record. Lineage: Eukaryota; Viridiplantae; Streptophyta; Magnoliopsida; Asparagales; Orchidaceae. Gene Ontology annotation, molecular function: glycosyltransferase activity.
UUCACAAGUUCCCACUACGCUCUCCUCAGCAUCGGCUCCGGUACUGAUAAAUAAAGGGUAGAGUAUUCGCAUUAGUUGACCCAUAUUUGAUCGCCACUAGGAAGCAGAGGGUAGAUCGUGCCAGCGGCGUGGUGUCGGCCGCAUUCGUCGAUCUGUUAGACACUCCGGCGGGUCGCCACCUUCCCUUUUCUGCGGAAGCAGGCAGCAUGAUGAUCAAGUUAAUCUGUAAUCUGUAAAGGUCAUCCCAUAUAAAUAUUUUGCUCCCAAAGUUUAUGGGAUCUGUUCGGAAGUGAUGAAACUCCUCCUAUGAUGUAAUCUCUUAAAACUUGAAGCUUGAAUCUACCUUUGCCAUCAUGGUGAUCGUGGCAUCCUUGCUGCUACUUUUUCUGUUGCUGGCAAUGAUGCCUAUUAUCGGUAGUGCUGAGCUAACUGGGCAAAAGGCACCAUGGAGGAUCCAUACAUUGUUUUCAGUGGAGUGCCAGAAUUAUUUUGAUUGGCAGACAGUUGGCUUAGUCCACAGCUAUCGCAAAGUGCAACAGCCUGGGCCAAUCACCAGACUUCUUAGUUGCACUGAUGAGGAGCGUCGGCAUUACAAGGGAAUGGGGCUUGCCCCGACCUUUGAGGUCCCAUCCAUGAGCCGCCACCCAAAAACUGGAGAUUGGUAUCCUGCUAUUAAUAAACCUGCUGGCAUUGUCCAUUGGCUUGAACAUAGCAAAGAUGCUGAGAAUGUUGAUUGGGUUGUAAUCUUGGAUGCAGAUAUGAUAAUUCGGGGUCCAAUUAUUCCCUGGGAACUUGGGGCAGAGAAGGGAAAGGCUGUUGCUGCAUAUUACGGGUACUUAAUUGGAUGCGAUAACAUUCUAGCACAGUUGCAUACAAGGCACCCGGAACUAUGUAACAAGGUUGGUGGGCUUUUGGCCAUGCAUAUUGAUGACUUGAGAGCCCUAGCACCUAUGUGGCUUUCAAAGACAGAGGAAGUUAGAGAGGAUAGGGCUCAUUGGGGAACCAACAUAACUGGUGACAUUUAUGCUCAAGGUUGGAUCAGUGAGAUGUACGGUUAUUCUUUUGGCGCUGCUGAGGUUGGUCUUCACCACAAGAUAAGUGAUGAUUUAAUGAUCUACCCGGGUUAUGUUCCAAGAGCUGGUGUUGAGCCUAUUCUCUUGCACUACGGGUUACCUUUCAAAGUUGGAAACUGGUCUUUCAGCAAGUUGGAGCAUCAUGAGGAUGGGAUUGUCUAUGAGUGCAACCGUCUUUUUCCACCUCCCCCAUAUCCCAAAGAGAUGAUAGAAUCCAACUCGCAUGAGAGACGAGGUUUAUUCCUAAGUAUAGAAUGCAUUAACACUCUAAAUGAAGGACUCCUAGCACACCAUGCGUCCAUGGGAUGCCCUAAACCAAAGUGGUCUAAGUAUAUGAGUUUUCUGAAAAGCGAGAGAUUUUUGGAACUCACUAAAACGAAAUAUUUAAAUUAUCAUGAAAUGAGAAAUUCAACUAUGGUGCAAAGUAAGGUUGCUGAUGAUUCAAGAAGGCCACAUCCAAAAAUACAUACCCUUUUUUCAACCGAGUGUUCGCCAUAUUUUGAUUGGCAAACUGUAGGUCUUAUUCAUAGCUUCCAUUUGAGUGGCCAACCUGGAAAUAUUACUCGGCUUUUAAGCUGUACUGAUGAAGACUUGAAGAAUUAUAAAGGGCAUGAUAUAGCACCUACACAUUACGUUCCAUCUAUGAGUCAGCAUCCACUGACUGGAGAUUGGUACCCUGCGAUCAACAAACCAGCAGCUGUUCUCCAUUGGCUUAAUCAUGUGAAGACUGAUGCAGAGUUCAUUGUUAUUCUUGAUGCUGAUAUGAUACUUAGAGGUUCCAUUACACCAUGGGAAUAUGGUGCUGACCGUGGCCGUCCAGUUUCAACACCGUAUGAAUACCUUAUUGGUUGUGAUAAUGUGCUGGCAAAGAUUCAUACACGCAACCCUGAAGCUUGUGACAAGGUUGGUGGUGUCAUAAUAAUGCAUAUAGAAGACUUGCAGAAGUUUGCACUACUAUGGCUUCAUAAAACAGAGGAAGUUCGAGCUGAUAAAGCUCAUUAUGCCACUAACUUCACUGGGGAUGUAUAUUCAUCUGGCUGGAUUAGCGAAAUGUAUGGCUACUCGUUUGGGGCAGCUGAGCUAAAUCUGAAGCAUAUUGUAAGAAGAGACAUACUAAUAUAUCCAGGAUAUGUUCCCGAACGUGGUGUCAACUAUAAAGUGUUUCAUUAUGGGCUCAGAUUCACUGUUGCUAACUGGAGUUUUGACAAAGCUGACUGGAGAAUUACUGAUAUGGUUAACACCUGCUGGGCCAAGUUCCCUGAACCACCUCAUCCUUCUAACCUUACCACCUCGGAUGAAAAAGCCUUGCAAAGGGAUCUUCUUAGCAUUGAAUGUGGACAAGCACUGAACCGUGCUCUUCAAUUCCAUCACGACAGGAGGAAAUGUUCUCUAUAUAGUAUCACGAAUUCACAGCCGGCAUUGUUGGAUGGGAAAGUUGAUCAAAAGGAUAUAGUAUAUGGAAUGAGUAAACUCCCUGUUUCAAAAGCUGCUUCUAAUAUAUCGUUGCUUCAUGGAUCAAAAUUUCUGGAUCGAUCUUUGAAGAUCUGGAUGAUUGGCAUUUGGGCUCUUUCAGUGAUCGGUUUCCUGGCUGUUAUUUCAAUGUUGUUUUCGAGAGGAAAAGUUGAUAUUUCAAGGACAAAGAUCAACAGAAAAAGGAAUUCUAAGCAUUAUGACACGGAGAGCAGUUCUGAGGCAUAAGAUAUACAAAGAUGAAACAAGCAUUUGGGUUAGAUGCUCUGUAAACUAUGGAGCUUACUUUUCUUUUUUUACUGUAGUUGGAAAGAAAAAUAUUCAAAUUGUUUAGUUUGCUGUGCCUGCACCGUACAGCUAGUUUGGAUGGUAAAGAUGUAGAAGUUAUUGUGAAGGUCCUGAAAUUGAAUCCCAUUCCUCAACGGCCUUCAUUUAUGCUAGUUUUUGAGUAUCUCUAGCAGCUGAGUUCAUGGUGAAAGUUUCAUUUUCCAUG